Messenger RNA from Paramecium tetraurelia, 2397 nucleotides. RefSeq lists its product as uncharacterized. NCBI's taxonomy places the organism in Eukaryota, Ciliophora, Oligohymenophorea, Peniculida, Parameciidae. The transcript has 2 exons. The record is from RefSeq and is a predicted model, not a curated record.
AUGCAAGGUGUUUCUAUAUUUGAUGAUGAUAAAUCAGCUUUGGAUAAGAUGCAAAACUCUUUUAAGAAUCUGCUUUUUGAAAUCAUCUACUAUUUAAUUUCUGGUGAGAACUUCCCGCUUUUUCUUUACAUCUUUUUUGUGCUGAUUGAGAGCUUCCAAGUGUUUUACUUUGCUUUUAGUGAUGAAUUUUUAUCAUUAUGGAAGGUGAAAUCAUGGGCAGAGUCAUUUCAAUCAUUUUUUGGGUACUUUAUGAUUUCCCCGUACUUGAAGAACUUGGAAUUUCAAAGCUUCAUUUUAGUGCUCUACAUCAUCAUGGGGUUCUUCCUGUUACUGAUAAUUUUAAUCAUUUUUAUUGCAAUCAAAGCAUAAACCACAUCAGUAGGUAAGUUGAGUGGACCAUUGGUUGUCCUCAAAAUAUUUUUUGAAGUGCUCAAUUACAUUUUCUUUAUGCCCGCCCUGCAUCUCUUUUUGACUAUAUUCUAUUGCGACUCAGGGACUGGCUAUCACAAAUACUAUUCGGAUUAAGAGUGCUACACUGGAAAUUACUUACUUCAUGCCUUUUUAUCAGCCAUCGCAGCAUUCAUUUUGAUUUGUAUCAGUGGAUUGGUUACCAUGACAUUUUAUGAAUCUCGAUUCCAACCCAAUAAUCCACUCUGCAAGAUCUCAGGCAGAGAUGAUAUGAAGUUCCUAAUUUUUAAAAUCAUUUUAGUCUUAUGCUUCACAUUACUGAAUGUAAGUGAAUUAAGAAUCCUAGUUGUCAUCAUACUAACAUUAUUUGCAGUCAUUUAAUUUUUUUCAUUCAACAAAUCGAGUGUCUAUCUAAAUUACUACUAUUCAAAAGUAUUGAACUCACAACAUGCCAUAAUCAUGUGGACAAUUUGUAUGAUCAUUUUUGGUAUCAUCGUUGAAGAGACCUAUUAUGAAGGUGCCCCUUAUUUAUGGGUCUUUGGAAGUCCUUUAUUGCUAUUGAUCGUUAUGCUUAGGAAAGAGUAUAGAUACGAUAUAAUGAUGAUUGACUCGAAUAAAUUUGAUUCUCUAAAUUAAGCAAUUCAACAGUUGCAAUAUUUAACCAAAUUUUUGAAUUAUUAUCAUACAGAUAGGAACAUAGCCACUUUAUUGGAUGGAUUUGUUGAAUAUCAUAGAACAAUUUGUAAAAGAGAAGACUGUCCUUGCUAAGCCAAAAAUAUGGGGAAUAAGAAAAUUACUAAAUUUCAGAAGAACUUUAAAUUGUAAAAUUAAGAUGAUGAAAUUAAAGAGUAGUAUGUGGUUUUAGUCUACAUUAUUGAAAGAAUAUUUACAUUAUCCUUAACCAGAUUUCCCAAUUGCACAGAGUUACGAAUUUCUCAUUCUUUAUUUUUAAUGGAGAAAAUGUAAUCGAAUCAACAAGCAUUAUAGGAAUUGGUAGCAGCAGAAUAAGAGAAGCCAUAUGUCGACGAAUAAUUUAUUAUCUACAGAUUGAAGAAGCUUAUAGAAGAACAAAUGUUUGAAAAUUCAAAAUCUUCCAAAAAUCCAGCUGCUGGCAUUGAUGCAGUAAAUGAAUUGACCACUGAAAAUAAUCUUAGAGAAAUUCGAGCAUAAAUUGAAAAGUCAGCAUCACAACACAUAGAGUUUUGGUCACAAUUGAGUGAGGAUACCCCAGAUCUCGGAAAAUUGUAUGAUGUUGGAACUCGAAUGAUGUUUAUAGAUAAAAUGUUGGAAGACUCAUGGAAACGAAUUAUUAAAAUGAAUCUGGAUGUCCCUCCAAAUUUGAUGAUGAUUUAUUCGAGAUAUCUAGUUGAUAUUCUGUAUGAUAAAGAAUCAGCUGAGGAAGUAUUGGAAAGAUUGAAGAAUUUUUAUUCAGUCAAUAUGGACAGAGGCAAAAUCACUAACAAUAUCAAUGAUUUUCCUAAUGAAUCCACUGCGCUAAUUAGUAUUUCAGCUGAAGAUGUGACUUUUGGUCGAAUCAUAGGAUUGAAUAUGUCAGCAUCCAAAAUGUUCGGUUAUUCUAAGAGUGAAUUGAUUAAUAGAAAAGUUAAUAUCUUGAUGCCAAAUGUAUUUGCUUAAUCACAUGAUUAAUUCAUGGAAACAUAUUUAUAAACUUACGAAAGCAGAAUAAUGAAUAGAGAAAGAAUGAUCAUUGGAAAAUCGAAGAAUGGAUAUAUAUUUCCAUUCUUCAUCUAUGUGAGAUAUGUGCCAUCAUUUAUACACGGUGCCCAGUUCUUUGGAGCCAUGAGACAAGAGAAAGUAUUUAAAAAUGUAGCCUUUAUGAUUGUGAAUGGACAGACUCAAGAGAUUGAAAAUAUUUCAGCUACUUUUAUUACAAUGUUUCAUAUAGAUCUUAAUUACAUCACAAAAAAGAAGACUAAGGUCACUGUAGUAUAAUACCUAAUUUCUAAGAAAACAUCACUGAGUAUUUGA